AAAACGAAACUCAUUUAUAUAAAACGAAAUUGACAUUCAUAAAACGACAUUUUCUUCGAACAAACGACAUUUUUUACCGCGCCCUGCCACUGACAUCAAAGAAAAAACGGCGUUUUGACUUUUUUCCUCCUCCAUAAUUUACACUUGGGUUGAACAGUGGAGACGUGUGGUGCAUUGAAGUAUUAGCUGCUGUAGUCGCUGCUCCUCCGACUGUUGUGGUUGUGGAUGAACGACCAUUUGCAGAGGGGAAAAGAGUGUGUAUCGUACUUUCAAUAUUGCUAACGUUAGCAUCGUUAUCUCCUUCAAAAGUUCUUUCACAAUUGUUGGAGCAAUCACUUUCAGAGAGCUGAGUGAUGGCUGCAACAAGGUCUGUUCGUUGUAACUUGCGCGCAUAAUAUGGCUAAUUCCCUUGUCAAGAUUGCUGGUUUUGUUUUGAUAUAUUCCAUUGCUUCCUUCUAUGGGUUGUUGGUUUCAGUAUUUUUGUUAUUUAAAUUGUGCCAGUUAAGAGGAAAAUUGUUCAAGAAAACACAAAGAAAACAAGCUCCAGAAUGUCUUCAAGAUGCUUCUUUUGGCAAUCAUCAUUAUGUCACAACAAAAUCUGGUCAUAAGUUUCAUUAUGUUGCAAAAGGAGACACUGAUAAACCAUUGAUGUUGUGCUUGCAUGGAUUCCCAGAGUUUUGGUUUAGUUGGAGAUUUCAGCUGAAAGAGUUUAGCAAUGAUUACCAUGUUGUUGCUUUUGAUAUGAGAGGUUAUGGUGACAGCUAUAGUCCAACUGGGGCAAUUAAUUAUGUUGCUCAAUUUCUUGUUCAAGAUAUAAAAGAAGUUGUCGAUGCUCUUGGUUAUUCGUCUUGUAUUCUUCUUGGUCAUGAUUGGGGUGGAGUUUCGGCUUGGUCAUUUGCGAUGAUAUAUCCCGAUAUUGUGGAUAAACUUGUGAUCGUGAACGCACCUCAUCCAUUAGUUAUGCGGAAGAAAAAUGUGUUUUUAUCACGGAAACAAUUUUUUAUGUCCUGGUACGUAUUUUUCAAUUGUCUUCCGUAUUUGCCAGAAAUUUUUUUCUCUUUCAACGACAAUUGCCUUUUGACGAGAUACAUACUGAUACUGCCUGGACUGAUGAAGUAAAAGACGCCUUCAAAUACAUGUUUACAAAACCAGGGGCAUGGACUCCCCCUAUCAACUACUAUCGCGCUGCAAUGCUUUACGCAGGCAAUGUGUCUUGGCCAAAAAAAGCAAAGAAAGUGAUUUCAUUUCCAACGCUUGUUGUUUGGGGAAACAAUGACAAAUAUAUCGAUGAGAGUUUAUUAAACUAUCUUGAUGAAUAUGUUGAAAAUCUCACUGUGAAGAUAGUUGAAGGAGCAAGUCACUGGGUUCAACAGGAAAAGCCUGAUGUUGUGAACAAUUAUGUACGACAGUUCCUUGAAGUUAACUAAUUUCAUUAGCUCUGAGGAUUA
Messenger RNA from Xenia sp. Carnegie-2017, 1448 nucleotides. RefSeq names its product epoxide hydrolase 4-like. The transcript is spliced from 12 exons. The record is from RefSeq and is a predicted model, not a curated record. Gene Ontology annotation, molecular function: hydrolase activity. NCBI's taxonomy places the organism in Eukaryota, Metazoa, Cnidaria, Anthozoa, Malacalcyonacea, Xeniidae. Bases 397 to 1119 code for a protein of 240 amino acids.